Molecule: messenger RNA, 619 nt
Organism: Mytilus trossulus (common blue mussel)
Lineage: Eukaryota; Metazoa; Mollusca; Bivalvia; Mytilida; Mytilidae
Exons: 4
Coding region: 58-441 (127 amino acids)
Source: RefSeq, a predicted model, not a curated record
AAUUUGAAUUAACACAAAUCUGAACUGUUGUCACCAGGAUCAAAUACCAAUUGAAAUAUGACGAGCAGUAUAUUUUUCUGUAUUCUAUGUACAUAUGUUAUGCUGGUCUUAUGUGUUUCCACAGUAUCUGGUGACGAAUGUUGCAAAGAAUACACAGUUCGAAGUGGUAGAAAAAUCGAUGCUAAGUGGUGUCCCCGGUACUGUUGUUAUGAUACCAUUUAUCAUGACUACACAUGCUGUGAAGAUGAGUCCAAAAGAGCUCUAUCUGACCAUAGGGAAGAAUUCUGCAGCAAGUGGUGGUCAGCUCAUGUGUACGUCCCUGUUCUGGUUGGUGUAGCUGUGUUUGGCAGUCUUGUUAUUGCAUGUAGUUGUAUCUGCUGUUGUGGAAUGUCAAGUGGACAGUCCAGUGGAUCAAAUAUUGCUUCCAAAUUUAGAAAGUAAUGGAUCAACAAUAACAGGAAUACCUCACAAGUUCAAGACGGAUUUGACGAUCAUCACAUUUUUUUCAAGGAACAUCAUAAUCUAUAUUUCUGAAUAAAGGAUGUGUAUUUUGCAACUCUGAAAUAUGAUUAGUAUUGUAAAUAUAUUUUGCUAGUUUGGAAUAUAAUUUUGUUGAAAA